AUGAUUUCCAAGAGUAAAGAAGAACAAAAGAAAUAUCAAAACAUUAUAACCGAAAAGUUAAGGGAGUUAUUGGGUGAAUAUGAAGUCGAUAUAUUAACUGAGUAUGUGUGGCACAUGGCAGGAAAUGUCAAAACAAGCAGUGAGUUUAUGUGCAACGAACUCAAAGAUUUUCUCGGGGAUCAUACUACUGUUUUUGUGAACUGGUUAAUGAAACUUAUGAAUGACAUAAAGAAACAGAAAAAAAUUGACAGUAGUACAAAAAAUGAAAAAGCCAUAAAGUCUGGAAGUACUAGAGAUAGACAACUUGAUGAACUAUCGAGGUCUAACAAAAGCAGAGACACCAAUACAAGGCAUUCAAUUACGCAUAGCAAAAAAACGAAAGAUUAUGUUAGGGAUUAUGAUACAAACAGAAGAGAUUUGUCUGCUUGUAAAAGAAGAUCAAGAAGCUAUCUAAGUAGAAGUAGUAAGAAUUCUUAUAAUAAUGAAAAAGAAUCUUUUGCAAAGAGGGUUAGCAGAAAAAGGUUUAGGAGAGGAAUGAGUAUUAGAUCAAGUUCAUCAAGUGCUGAUGCUAGGAAGUUUCAUUAUGAUAAAAAUAAAAUAAGAACAAAAAAAAACGAUAAAGGAGCAGAUAUAGAUAGAACAAAGUUUAAAGAUAAAUAUCGAAAAGUUGGUAGAAGUACAAGUCGAUCCUUUACGCCCAGUCGAGUCAUUUAUGUGGAAAAGGAUAACGAAAAAAAAGAAAGAAAGAAUGAAAUGCUUCUGGAGAGUGAAAAAAAUAAGAGCGAACCUGAAGAAAGGAAAUUAAAUGACAAUACCGAUGAAUGUAAUUCUAAUGAAAAAAAAAACAAAGCUAUUUUGAAGCCCAAUCCACGUUUUGUUGGAGAUAAACCUGUUCCUUAUUUGCAACCUGCAGCACCUGGUGUAAACAAUCAAGAGAUGCAAACUUACCAUAUGAACUACCCAUAUGAAAACAUGCAUGGCCCCCUCAAUUACGAAAAGAGAAUAAACACAGUAGGGAAUUAUUACCAAGGAAAUUACUUGAUGAAUGAACAAAGGGAUGUAGAUAAUAAUAUGAACAAUAAUAUUAUUAGUAACAGUAGUAAUAAUAAUAGCAAUAAUACUUAUAUGUCCAGCAAUAUGAGUAAUAAUUUUUUUAAUCCGCGAUAUUCAAAUAACUAUAACAUGCAACAAAAAAACAUAAAUUUCAAAAUGAAUAUGAACAAGUCAACUCCUCCACCAAAUUUUUUGAACACAAAUAGAUUUCCUAAUAAUAUGAACAAUAGUAACAAUUAUAUAUAUCAGAAAAGUAAAAUGAUGAAUGUUAAUAUUCCGAAAGCCCCAAACAAUGAUAGAAUUAAUCCACCAAUUUAUCCAAAGCAAAUUAAUAACAUGUUAAAUGUUAGGAGUCAACAAAACAUGAGCAGCAAUACCAUUGGUAGCUUGAGUAAUAAUAAUAAUAAUUUUAUUGAUACGAAGCAAAUCCAACAGCAUCUUUAUGGGCCCAAUGGAAAUAAACAGAAAAUAUUUAACCAAGGCCAAGUCCAUCCGGACAUACCAGCAAUAAGAACGCAGGCACCUUACAUCACUCAUCCGUUAAAUCAAAAUUUAUCAUCCCACCAUAAUAUACAAAAUGUUCAUCUUAAUAAUAAUAGUAGUAACACUCAUGAAAAAAUCAGUUUUACCAAUGAUUCAAAAAAUCUGGAAUUAUCUCAAGUACAAACGCAAUUUGUUCAAGGGAAGGACUACAACACCCCGAAUAUGGCUAACACGAAUAUGGCUAACACGAAUAUGGCUAACACGAAUAUGGCUAACACGAAUACAGCUAACACGAAUACAGCUAACACGAAUACAGCUAACCCUAAUGCAGAAGGAAACCAAAUUGUACAGUCUGAGAAUGCAGGGGAUAAUGCGAAUGCCAUUGUGAAGAUUCCCAAAAAGUGCCACUAUUUGCCCAACUGCCAAUACGGGGAUAAAUGUCGUUAUAUACAUCCCAUCGAAAACUGUAGAAAUUGGCCUUUCUGUGCCUUCGGAUCGGAGUGCAUAUAUAUUCAUCCAAAUGUCCCUUGCAAAUUUGGAAUGUACUGCGCCAAUUAUUACUGUAACUAUUCCCAUGACCAUGUGGACACAACGAACCUGCCGGAAAUAGGGACGAACGGAUACUUUUUGAACAAAAAAUUAAUAAACAGUAAUCAGAAAACGGUUGAUGGUAAUGCCAAUUUUGAUGACAAGGUGGCUCAAAUUUCAAUUAGCAUGCCCAAAACACCUCCGGAGAUGAGAAAGGAUAAAAAUAAAACAGAGUACAAUGAGAAUGAAUACAUCGAGAAUAUAAUAGAAAGUGAAAAAGCAGAUGAAAAGUAUGACGUAAAUAAUGAACAACAAAGUCAGAAUGAUUACAGAAUGGAAAUAAUAAGAGAACAGAAUCAAGAGAAUGGACAAGAAGUCCAUAACUUAAAGCAAAUUAGAGAAGAGAGCUUUAUUUUUCAAAAUAAUGAUGAAAAUACAAAUUAUUUUGCACAUGACAAUUUAGGGAAUGCAGUAGUAGAUACAAAGGAAAAUGAAGCAGUUGAUUAUAACUGUUUUGAUAUUGUAAUAGAUCCAGAGAAUUUAAAGGGGAAAAAUGUUUCAACUGAGUUGAACGAGGGAGAUCCCAUAAAUGGGGCUGGAAAUAAUUAA
Messenger RNA from Plasmodium malariae, 2673 nucleotides. RefSeq names its product nuclear polyadenylated RNA-binding protein NAB2, putative (gene NAB2). The coding region runs from base 1 to 2673 and encodes 890 amino acids. The transcript has 12 exons. Gene Ontology annotation, cellular component: nucleus; cytoplasm. Gene Ontology annotation, molecular function: metal ion binding; poly(A) binding. Gene Ontology annotation, biological process: regulation of mRNA stability. The record is from RefSeq and is a predicted model, not a curated record. Lineage: Eukaryota; Apicomplexa; Aconoidasida; Haemosporida; Plasmodiidae.